ACAAAAUUACAUAUUAUGUGAAUGUCAUUCGCGAACCCCAUAUAUUUCGAUCGCUGGCUCGGUUUUGUGUCGCUGAAUAUAGAAAUAACAAAGUUUUGGAAACUGGUACUUCCCAAACUUACAAGCCAAUGUCGUCGUACAACCAGUGCACUCAAACACCAAGCCAUCUUACCGAGCGACAGCAGUGUCUGUAGCAAGUAGAAGUGCUGUGUGAGGCAUAUUUGUCGACGAAUCGCAACGUCAACACAAGUUCAUCUUCACUAGUGUUCGGUGCCUCUUUCCAUUAAACCCUUCCAAAAAAUGGAUCCUCCUAGCUUAGAUAAGACAAAUUCGGAAACGUUCUCACCAUCGCCAAGUAAUGCUGCUGCGCUGCCACCACAAUCUUGCGAGCAAGGGCGCAAAAGAAAGCUAUCCAAUCGGCUGGAUGACGGAGAUGUAGAACCAGAAGCAAAACAUCAGCUGAUAGAAGCACCGAAAAGUAUCGAUAAAGCGACGGAAUUAGCUUCGCCCAACGUGCACGUUAACAUUUUGGAUCUCAGUGACGAAAUACUACUGCUAGUAUUUCUACAUUUGAACAGCAACAGCUUGCUUUUGCUGUCGAAAGUUUGCACCAGGCUGAAGCGAUUAGUAGCGGAUAAAACGCUGUGGACGGAGGCGGAUUUUACCUCAGCAAAAUUAACAACGGCAGAAGUGCAGCUACGCAUACAAUACUUGCAACCAGUUACAACGAAAACUUUAAAGCUGCGCGGUAUGACCAGUGUGUAUCCUGCCGAGCUGUGGAACGUACCAACGCUAACGCCUGGCAUCCUGAAGGCAAUUGAAACACGCUGCAGUUUACUGGAGUGCAUGGAACUGACCGAGGCAUACUUGGAUAUGAACGAAAUCAGCAUCACACUGUUUCCUCCUACCUUGCGUUCGCUGGUGUUCAGAAAGUGUGCACUAUCGGUGCAAAACAUCAACAACCAGUUCGUGAUGCAACAGCAGCAAAUGCGUUCAUUUCUAUCGAACAUGUACAAACAUCUCGUCCGCCUGGAGGAGCUUACCAUUGAGUAUUGUGCCUGGUUCGACACGCACGAUUUCAUGGUGCUCUCGAAGCUGCCCAAUUUGCGAUAUCUCAGCCUGAAGGGCUGUGCUAAUAUCAAAGAUAGCGUCCCGUACGCCAGCCUGGCGACACGCUUCGGGUUCAAGAAGCUGGAAGUGCUCGACUUACGCGACACACCGAUAUCCGAUUCGGAUGUCAGCUGUUUCAAUAUUGUGCACUCGCUGAAAGAGUUACGAUUGGAGUGCCCGGAACAUUUGCGCACGGAACGAGGCUUGAACGAAUAUAAUGAGGCGGAACGACAGCGCGUAGAACAGUUGCAUCGUUUGGCCAUGCCUGAUCUACUUCAGAAUGAAGAAGUAGAUCGAGCCGGCGGGAACGACGCUGCUGCCGAUCCAAUCCCAGACGAACCACCGGCGGAAGGGGUACAGUUGCCGCCACCCAUCCCGCGCCCUAGACAUGGAGUGUUUGAAAUACGCAUCAUACACGGGGACUAUCCAGGAUACGUGCGCGGAAAUCAGGACAAUUUAAUACGCAUCGUCCGCGACCCACAGCAACCGGUUGCAAACAAUCCAGCUGUACCGGCGGGGCCAAUAGCAAACGAGAACAAUAGACAGGACAGACAGAAUAUUGUGCGGAUCAUCAAUAGAGAUUUGCUGCUGCAGCGAAGAGAAAACGUCCACUUAAAUCAUCCCCAUCGCGUGUUUCGUCGCCAGAGAGAUCAGAUGCAGAUGAUGAAUGCUGCACAGCAACGAAUUUUCGAUGCUGGUGUUGGUAAUCCUGCUCAACGGCCUCGUCCGGAACCACCUCGACCUGACCGACCAGGCGAAAGAGCGCCAGCUGGACCAAAUCCACCAGUUGAACGCCACAUACAACAACCCGAAGGACAAUUACGGUUGCUUGAUGUACCAAACGACAUACCGGCGCCGAAUCAACAGCAGCAACAAGAACAACCACCACAGCAGCAACAAGAACAACCACCACAGCAGCAACAGCAGCCUCCACCACAGCAGCAACAGCAGCAAAACAAUGCACCACCCCAACGCGUUCUGCCGCAAGUAAUCAUCAUGCCGGGAAAUUUCCAGGAACUCAUUCACAGACCGAUCAAUGGCAAUCAGCACCAGAUUUUUGUCAACUUAGGCAUAGGACAACCUGCACCAAACUACGUAUCAUUGGUAAGUGAUCGUGGAAUCUGUGCGUACGGUGUGUCGCGCAAUGAGAUGGCGGGUGCACUUAUGGAAGAAAUAUUGCAUCACAAUUUAACUGGUUUGGAGCGGCUGUCUAUUCGCAACUAUAAGCUCGUCACCGACACAUCACUCGAUCAUCUCGAAUCGGCAGCGCCACACCUAAAACUGUUGGACGUAACAGGCACAUCCGUAACGGCGCAAGGCAUCCGGAACUUUAAACUGUCACGCCCGAGCUGUGUGGUCAUCUCCGACCACGACAAAGCCGGACAGCAAAAGGUUGGCGUUGUACAUUCGGAGGCUGUAAGCCUGGAUCGUCUUUAAUGCCGUGCACCGUUUGCUGAACCUUUGCUAAGAACAUCCUGUUCUUUUAUUUUUUAAUAAAUCUUAAUACAGUUAAGAACAAA
Messenger RNA from Anopheles stephensi (Asian malaria mosquito), 2630 nucleotides. RefSeq lists its product as uncharacterized. The transcript is spliced from 2 exons. Gene Ontology annotation, biological process: SCF-dependent proteasomal ubiquitin-dependent protein catabolic process. Gene Ontology annotation, molecular function: protein binding. Gene Ontology annotation, cellular component: SCF ubiquitin ligase complex. Bases 301 to 2547 code for a protein of 748 amino acids. The record is from RefSeq and is a predicted model, not a curated record. NCBI's taxonomy places the organism in Eukaryota, Metazoa, Arthropoda, Insecta, Diptera, Culicidae.